UCUACCUCUCGCUCGCGUCGAAUGGCGGAGGAGGGUUUUAGAGAAGUGUAACCUCUCGGUCACUCUCAUGGCUGUAACGCUUUUCUCUUUUCUUAUUCGCCGGAAUUUCUCCCUGAGGAACCCUUCUACUAUCCAUUUGUGGACUCUCUCUCUAAUAAGAAAAACUCGAACUUCCUGUUUCAGUCAUGGCCGCAGCAUCGAAUCCUUCUCAACUUCUCAGUCGUCUUCUCUUCUACAAUCCGAGACGGAACUCCCAAAAGAUCCUGACCCUAAAACGAGCCUUUCGGCUCGAAUGAGCUUCGUAUUCGAUCAAAUCGACGCCAUUGAGAAAGAGAGAAGUGGCAAAGACGAGGCAUUGCAGAGGAUUCGCGCUUGGAGAGAAACGAAGAAAAAGAAGAACGAAGAGGAGGGGGCUUACCGGCUCGAUGUUUCAGCAGCUGCUGAUUCGAAUUUGAAUUCGGAGACGGAUGCAGCAGUGAAGAAGGAAGAUAAUUUGUUCAAGAAAGAAGUUGAACUUGUUCAUCCUUGGCCAGAAUGGAUCGAAUUGAUGGAACGGAUGGUCCAGCAGAACUACUUUGAUCAUCGGAGGAAGGAUGAGGAUGGACUCCUUCAGGGUCUUUCCAUUGAUCCAUCUGAUUUUGCGGAGGAAGGUUGUGAUUUUACUAGGGACUGGACCACCGUCCGCACUGCUUGCCUCAACUUUGGUCGCGACCGUUUUGACAUCUUGAGGUCACUGUCAAGGAAGGACAUUCAAAUUCUUGUUGGUUAUGGAUGCCCUAGUACAGACACCAAAGUGGUUUUUUCUGGAAAGCUACUGAGGAAGCACGUUCAUCUUGAUGAAGGAGAUGUCUGUAGCUCCUGCAGUCUAAGAAGCUCUUGCGACAAAGCAUAUCUGCUAGCACGUAAAGAAGAUGAGGCACGGACUCUUGAUGUCAUGCGUAUCUUAUUGACCUUUGGCUUUGAUCCCGUGAAGGGGACAGUUGAGAAUAAAUCUCUGCUAAAAUUGAAAUCUGUGAAAACAGUGGUCCGUAAGCUGCUUCACGAGGUUGUCAAGUUGAGUGCGGUUCCAAUAGAUCCAAAUCUUCCACCACCUGUAACAAAGAAACCCCCUCUAAAAGUGAAGCAACCGCCACCCCCUCCAAAGAAACGAGUAGGCCGUGAUGACAUUGAGAUGAAAAAAGGGGACUGGCUCUGUCCCAAGUGCGACUUCAUGAAUUUCGCAAAGAACACCGUAUGCUUGCAAUGUGAUGCCAAGCGCCCAAAGAGGCAGCUGCUUCCUGGAGAGUGGGAGUGUCCUGGGUGUAACUUCUUGAAUUAUAGACGAAAUAUGGCGUGCUUUCAUUGUGAGCACAAGCGUCCACCUGAUGAAUUUACAGACAACCAAAUGCAGGCAAGGCCUACUGGUCAGAGGAGAGGAUUGGAGAGGGUUGGUCGUAUGCCUGGGACUUCUAGUGACUGGAACUUUGAUUUCGAUGACAAUGAAUCAGAUGGUGCCGAUGUUGCUGCUUUUGAGUUUGCAGAUCCCCCCAGAAUGAAUGAAGAUUCUUCACAUGGUCGGGCUCAAGGAGGAAAUUUGAGUGAGUUUGAGGACGAUUCGUUCGAAACCGGCAAAAUCCUAAAAGCCCAUGAGAGAGGCAGAUACUCUGAACCUCCCCAGACAAAGGCGGGGAGGGGAUUUGAUGACUUUGAUGAUGAAGAGGAUGAUGAUGUGGAUUCUUAUGAGCUGGACACACCUGAUAACAAUUCAAUACUGGAAAGUUCUUCAAAGGAUUUUUCAGAGGUUGAAGGAUACUCAGAAUCUGAAGGUUUUGAUGGUUCCAAUCAUUCCCAUGCUCGUCCUGGGAACAAUUCAUCUAGAUACAGUAAGCCAGCAAGGCCAAUGCGAGGAAGAGCAGCUUUCACCAACACUGAGGAUACUGAGCAAGAUUCAGACGAAGAACCUUCUGUUCAUCCCAACUGGAAAUCAAGUCAUGUUAUGGACUCUAGACAUAUAAAUAGAGGUAGAGGGGGAAAUGGUCCAUACAGGGGAAAAACUUUUGGCUCAGAUGAUGAACUAAACCUUGAUUCUGAUUCUGAUGAUAAUGCAGAUCGCAGUUUCAAAUCCAAUAGUAGUAAAAGGAACAAAUGGGAUCUUAGGAGAACAGGAAGUUAUGGUUCUGAAGAUGAAUUUGGUCCAGAAUCUGAUGGUGAUCUACAUUCUUCUAAAAAUAAGAUGGCAGGAAAUAGAGGUGGUCCUAAUAGAAGAGGAUCCAGGGGAUAUGACCAUUUUGAUUCGGCAGGUGAUACACGGUUCAGAUCCAAUGCUAAUAGAAGAGGAAAUGCCAAUCUUGACAGUUCUUUUCGAGAUUCUUAUGGGAAUGACCGAAGGUCUCAAGGUGGUGAUUAUGGUGGUCAAAGAGUGAAAGAUAGAGGUGGUAAUUUGAGCAGGGGAUAUGGCCAUUUUGAUUCAGCAGGUGAUACACGGUUCAGAUCCAAUACUAAUAGAAGAGGAAAUGCCAAUCUUGACAGUUCUUUUCGAGAUUCUUAUGGAAAUGACAGAAGAUCUCAAGGUGGUGAUUAUGGUGGUCAAAGAGUGAAAGACAGAGGUGGUAAUUUGAGGAAUUUUGGUAGGCAGGCAAAAAGAUGGUGAUUUGGAUACUAGUGGCAACAUGAACGAUCAAAUAAUUUGAUAAUCAAUCACAUCCAGUCAGCGGUAUUGGUGAUGAUAGACCAUGGAUGCAUUAUUGAAAGAUGAAAUUGUGACUAGUCACGACUUCUACCUGUAUUUAUGGGGUUGUUUUUCUAAUAUGAGUUGGCCAAUGCAGUGAUUUACUAAUAGCAUGGUAAUCUGAAGGAAGUCAAAAUGACUAGUGCUGGGUG
Molecule: messenger RNA, 2859 nt
Organism: Telopea speciosissima
Lineage: Eukaryota; Viridiplantae; Streptophyta; Magnoliopsida; Proteales; Proteaceae
Exons: 5
Coding region: 68-2629 (853 amino acids)
Cellular component (GO): cytoplasm
Molecular function (GO): mRNA binding
Source: RefSeq, a predicted model, not a curated record